AUGUCGAAUACACACUCCGAAGUCUGGCCACCGUCGCAGGGUCUGGCGACUCCAACGGUCAGCCACAGAGAUGCCGUCCUGACAACGACCGGCAGCGUGCGGAUUGACGCGCCCGCGGCCAAAGUUUUCGAGACCUUGCUCAACGUCGGCGACUACGAGAGCUGGAACACCUGGAUCCCCAAAGUCACCAUCAAAUCCCAGCCUGAAGGGCAGUCGGAGUCCGAUGCGAAAUUGCAUCUCAACACUCUCUUCAUCUUCCACGUGAUCAUGGACGCGGCCAAACCCCAAAGCGACACGCCGACCGAACUGAGGAUGAGCGACAUCUCAACACCUGACCAUCCCAGCGACUACGUGAGCGGGGAGUUGUUGUCAGAAAAGCAUGGAUUCACUGCGGACAGCAGUCGCGUAUACAGAAUGGCAUGGAAGUCCGAAGGAGGAUUCGUCUCGAAGGGGCUUAAGGCGGAGCGCUUCCACGAGAUCGUCCCGACCGGUGAGCAUUCGUGUGAGGUGCGGACAUGGGAGGUCAUGGGAGGCGUGCUCGCGUACACCGUGCGCUGGCUCUACGCGAAGACGCUGCGAGAGAAAUUUGUGAUCUGGUGCCAGGAUCUGAAGAAGAAAUGCGAGGAGUAG
Molecule: messenger RNA, 630 nt
Organism: Dissoconium aciculare CBS 342.82
Lineage: Eukaryota; Fungi; Ascomycota; Dothideomycetes; Mycosphaerellales; Dissoconiaceae
Exons: 1
Coding region: 1-630 (209 amino acids)
Source: RefSeq, a predicted model, not a curated record